Molecule: messenger RNA, 1521 nt
Organism: Striga asiatica
Lineage: Eukaryota; Viridiplantae; Streptophyta; Magnoliopsida; Lamiales; Orobanchaceae
Source: the annotation of a GenBank genome assembly
AUGAAAUCGAUCUUCUCAUUCACCGUGGCCGCGUAUCGGCAUUUCAGCACCCAAUCAGCCUUCUUCCAGAAGAAGCCUUCUAAGUUCCCUUUCUUCAAGAGUAAGAAAAAGCACGGCGGGCCUAAACCCCUUCCCAAGCCCAAAAUCAAGUGGACCGACGAGCAGCAACGGGUCGUGGACGCCGUCUGCGCCGGCCACUCCGUAUUCAUCACUGGCUCCGCCGGCACCGGGAAAACCUUCCUUCUCGAGCACGUCAUAAAGAAGCUCCGUAAAAUCCACGGCCGCUCUAAAGUCUACGUCACGGCCCCUACCGGAGUGGCCGCCUGUGCCCUCAAGGGCCAAACCCUCCACUCUUUCGCUGGCGUCGGCCUCGGGGAACUCGACUGCCACAGCCUCCUCGAGAGGGUUCUUUUGGACAAGGGUGCCUGCUACAGGUGGCGAAAGGUCAAGGCUCUGAUCAUAGACGAGACGAGUAUGGUAGACCCCAACCUUUUUGACAGCCUCGAGCACAUGGCCCGAGCUAUCAGAUCCGCUGACGAUCCAGAUGUUGAAGACCAGAUUUGGGGCGGGAUUCAGCUUAUCGUGAGUGGGGACUUUUUCCAGCUGCCCCCGGUUUCGAAGAAGAAGAAGAAGGGAGCCAAGGAGUACGCAUUUGAGGCAGAUUGCUGGAGCUCGAGUUUCGAUUUGCAGAUUGAGCUGACAAAAGUGUUCAGGCAGUCUGACUCCCUGCUAAUCCAGCUGUUGCAGGGCAUUAGGAAGGGGGAGACUAAUCUUGAUGACCUGAAGCUUCUAGAAGGUUGCUGCUCGGGUUACGAGCCUGAUCCUGAAGCUGUUCGUCUCUACCCGAGGAUUGCUGACGUGAGCAAGGUGAAUAAGGAGAAGCUAGAGAAGCUGGGGAAGGAGGUUUAUGUGUACAGAGCUCAGGACGUUGGGGAAGAGAAGUGGAUGAGGCAGCUGAGGAGCGGGAUUGCGCCUGAUGAGCUUGAGCUCUGUGUUGGAGCUCGAGUUAUGCUGGUAAAGAACGUGAACCCUUGGAAGAAGCUUGUGAAUGGGGCCACAGGUACAGUUUUGGAGCUUUGCAGAGUUUCUGAGAAGGAGUACAAAUUGGGGGAGAUGUGUGAGCAGGGCUGUGUGCUGCCGCUCGUGAAAUUUGAUUCUGGGCUUGAGUUAGUUGUGGAGCCUGAGAUGUGGGUUGUGAUGGAAGGGGAUAAGGUUGUGGCCACGCGGAGGCAAAUCCCGCUUAUCUUGUCGUGGGCUUUGAGUAUUCAUAAAUGUCAAGGGAUGACGCUCGACAAGCUCCACACGGAUUUGUCGAGGGUUUUUGAUUUCGGGAUGGUGUAUGUGGCGCUUUCCCGUGUGAGGAGUUUGGGUGGGCUGUACUUGUCUGGUCUCGACCCUUCGAAAAUCAAGGCGCAUCCCAAGGUGCUGGAUUUCUAUAAUGGGUUUGUGAGCAGGCAAGUUGAGAGUGAGAGCGAGAAUGAAGAGUCGGAUGAUGGUGGUUCCGGUUACUUGACAGAGUAA